AUGAUGAACGAGCAGGGACCAAGGAGCACGGAGGAGGAGAACCCUUCGCUCUCUCCCAUCGUUCUCCCUGACGAGUUGAUUGUAGCGAUUCUGGUGAGACUACCGGUGAGUUCUCUUCUCCGUUUCAAAUGCGUCUCCAAAUUGUGGCUCUCUCUAAUUUCAGAUACCCAAUUUGCGAAAUCCCAUUUUGACCUAGCUGCUUCACCCACCCACCGUCUCCUCCUCAAUUGCACUCAUCAACUCCAAUUCCAAUCCUUAGACAUUGAUUCAUCACCACCCAACAAUGAAUCUGCACUGCUCCAAUACCUCCGUCAAGAGUUUCAUGGUUAUGGUAUAGAAUACCAUAUAGAUUUUCACCCCAAACUUCACGUCCUGGGUUCUUGCAGAGGGUUUCUACUCUUACUUUCACCCAAUCAAAAUGAUUUCAUUGUGUCUAAUCCAUCAACGGGUGUGCAAACACUAAUUCCAUCAUCUACUAGUUUUAGAUAUUCUAGGCAUUCUCAGUAUGGUAUUGGGUAUGAUGAAUCAACUGAUGACUACUUGUUAGUUUCUAUAAAUUCGUUUACAAUUGACCUGUUUUCUUUGAAAACCAAUUUACCCUGCUCGCUGCCACUGGAUCAUGAAUAUCAGUUGUAUGAUUAUUAUUUUGCUAGUCCAAUCGAUUUGUUCUUACAUGGGUCUCUUCAUUGGUUGGUUACGUCGAGUCUUACGAAGCUUAGUGUAGUUCUUGCUUUUGAUCUGGUAGGGAAGAGUUUAUCAGAGAUUGCUCUGUCGCCUGAUUUAGCUCUGAAGAGAAAGCCAUAUCAUUUCAUAGAGAUGACAGGAUGUCUUGGUCUGUGUCCUGGUCUAUGCUACUCUGGUAAUCUUGGCAUCAUUGAAAUAUGGAUAAUGAAAGAGUAUAAACUGCAAUCAUCUUGGACUAAGAUUGUUUUCUCUACUCAUGACAUCCUUAGCACACCCCGCUUUUUUCCAAUAUGUUUCACUAAAUGUGGUCACGUUUUUGGAUCAGAUGAGGCUGGAAGAUUCUUCAGAGUCAACGAUAAAGGAAAGCUGCUUGCAGUUUGGCCGUUGGACUGGAAGAGCAAUUAUCGUCUAUUACAUAGUCGUAUGUAUACACCAAGUUUACUGUCACUCCCUAGUUAAUUUGUAACAGACAUCAAGUAUCAAUUCACUGAUUCUCCUGAGGCUCUGUUGGUAAUAGCCACCCCAAUGAAUUUCCUCAUUCAGCAUAUCCAGCAGGCGAUGAUAAUCUGGACCUAUUGUAAUGUUUGACCUAAUGUCUGCUCUUUUUGUCUUAGAUAAUGACAUUUUAGAUGUUAAAUAUUAAAACUUUUCAAUUGUAUGUAAGGUGUUUGAUGUGCAGUUGAAGGAGAAAUCAGUGAUGGUUGUUAGCA
Lotus japonicus is the source of this 1394-nucleotide messenger RNA. RefSeq names its product F-box/kelch-repeat protein At3g06240-like. The record is from RefSeq and is a predicted model, not a curated record. Lineage: Eukaryota; Viridiplantae; Streptophyta; Magnoliopsida; Fabales; Fabaceae. The transcript has a single exon. Gene Ontology annotation, molecular function: protein binding. Bases 1 to 1143 code for a protein of 380 amino acids.